Molecule: messenger RNA, 5564 nt
Organism: Phascolarctos cinereus (koala)
Lineage: Eukaryota; Metazoa; Chordata; Mammalia; Diprotodontia; Phascolarctidae
Source: RefSeq, a predicted model, not a curated record
UCCUCCUUCUCUCUGCAACAAGAAAAAAAAAGCCAUUUACAGGGGGUGAUGUGCAACUAAUUAAAGGCAGACUGGCAGCGUCUGCAAAUCCUAAGGCUCCCCAAAUAAAAAGAGACUGUUGUAACAGUUGGAGGAUAAUGCAAAGGAAGACGCUGCCUGGAAAUUCGCUGUCUGUGGAUAUGUGCCCCAGAGAGGAAUAAAGCAACCCUUCACGGUCUCUCCCCCCCCCCAACCUCGACCCAUCUUUCCUUCCUAACCAGGCCCCCACUCCAACACCAACCAUCACCCCCUUCCCUCCUCCCCACCUCCCCCCCUUUCCCGCCCAGGUGUCGGACCAGGCGCCCCCCUCUUCCACCCUGCACCCCUUCUUUCCCCCCUGCACCAUGAACACCAAUGUCUGCGUGGAGCCGGGGCCGAGCCCGGAGGCCCCGGGCUUGCCCAAGGAGAGCCACCUGCCCGAGGGCGCCCUCAACAGCCUUGUGGAUUACAACUCAGAGAUGGAGCGCUACCGCUCCUUUGCCACCUCCUUCUACAAGACCAACGGGGGCGCCUUCCCGCAGGCGGCCAAGAUCGCGCGCAUCACCACGCCGAUCUUCCCCAGCAGCGCCGCCGCCGCCGCCGCCGCCGCCCGCAUCGGCAUGUCCCCCUGGAACUGCGACAACGCGGCCACCGCCGCCGCCGCCACCGCCAUGCUCUGGGGCAGCGGAGGCGGAGGAGGAGGAGGAGGAGGAGGCGGAGGAGGAGGAGGAGGGGGCGGCGGCGGCGGCGGCGGAGGGGGGGGCGGCAGGAAAUCCUCCUCCUCCUCCGCCUCCUCCUCCUCCUCCUCCUCCUCCAUCCACCCGGGCAGCGGCGGCAGCAGCAGGACCAGCAUGCACCAUCGAAACGACUCCCAGAGGCUGGGCAAAGCUGGCUGCCCGCCAGAGCCGUCGUUGCAAAUGGCAAAUACUAAUUUCCUCUCCACCUUAUCCCCUGAACACUGCAGACCUUUGGCGGGGGAAUGCAUGAACAAGCUCAAAUGCGGCGCUGCUGAAGCAGAGAUAAUGAAUCUCCCCGAACGCGUGGGGACUUUUUCCGCUAUCCCGGCUUUAGGGGGCAUCUCAUUACCUCCAGGGGUCAUCGUCAUGACAGCCCUUCACUCCCCCGCAGCAGCCUCAGCAGCCGUCACAGACAGUGCGUUUCAAAUUGCCAAUCUGGCAGACUGCCCGCAGAAUCACUCCUCCUCCUCCUCCUCCUCUGGAGGAACUGGCGGAACCAACCCGGCCAAGAAGAAGAGGAAAAGGUGUGGGGUCUGCGUGCCCUGCAAGAGGCUCAUCAACUGUGGAGUCUGCAGCAGUUGCAGGAAUCGCAAAACGGGACACCAGAUCUGCAAAUUUAGGAAAUGUGAAGAGCUAAAGAAAAAACCUGGCACUUCACUAGAGAAACCGCCUUUGCUGCAUGUGAACAAUGUGAAUGGAGUUCAGAGCCCUUACACUUGCACCACAACCAGCACUUUACAAAGUUGCUGGAAUACGUACGAAACAUUUAGGAAUCUUCCUCUAAGAACACCUGUUCCCAGCGCUGAAGCAUUCCGAUGGUUCUUUUAAAGGUGUAGUGUAUCUUAUUUUCAAGGCAGUCGGAAGUGAAUGGCAAACUAAAGUCUUGUUUUAAGAAACUGCUUAGUCCACCACUGAAGAAAAUAUUCAGAUACUAUUUUAUUUUAUGUAUAGGGGUUUCCUCAAAAACAAACAAACCAACAAACCACAACAUGAAAAAAUCUGGGAGUGUGGGGAAUUGGCCAAUUAGUACACUGAUUAUUUCUUUCUUUGAUGUAACUUAGCUAUACUAGUGAAGUCGUUGUCUAUUUUUAAAGUGGCUGUAAAAUAAAAAAAGAAUAAUAAGUUUGGGUAAACCCCUGCUGUAAAAUCAUGUAUCUUUGCAAAGUACAUAUCUAUACUUCAUUUUCCAAAUAUAUGUGUUUCAGUACUGUAAACUGUACAGAUAGCAGCUUGUAUUUUGUGUGUUUAGACACAAGGAGACAAUCACGUCUGAGCAUCUAUGGAGAUUAACAGUUUGUACACAACAGUGUGGUUCUGCGAGUCAAAUCUGGAGCAAUAAAUUCUAGCUUUAAAUAUAUAUUUUUCUUUUUUCCAGUUGUUUAGUAGCAGUAGCAGCAGCAAAGCUGUUUGGCCAUGCAUCCUCCUGUAGAGACUUGAUGGCAAGUUUUACAAGAUUAAAAGAUUAUGAUGCAUCUAGCAAUUACCUUCAGUUGUAUUGUUGUAAAAGGGGAAGACAUUAUAAAAUUUUCAAUUAAUCUUUUGAGCACUAUAUUAGAGUAGUGGUUAUGCACUUGCAUUGCUUACAAAAGAGCUGUAUGGAAGAGGAUAUCUCCAAAGUACUUAGGAUAGUUGACUUGCCUUUGACUGCACUGGAAGGUGGAGUACUCAGAGUAGUAGGACAUGCAGUUAUAUAUUUUAAAAGAAGUGUUUUCUAGGAUACAGAAUGAAUAAAGCACCAUAUCUUAGGAAAAGAAUCCAUGGCUGACUAUAUGUGCCUGCUUGACUGCCUACCAUGGGCUACAAAGUAGGCUUUUUAAUAGUAAAAGGAAAACUUUAUAAAAUAUUUUAACUCCAUAUAUGAUAUUCAGUGGUUAGAUUUGUUUUUGAAUUUAGGUAAGUUGAGGCCUUCUGCAGCUAUGCAGGGCUGACUACAUUCAUAUCAACUAACAAUGAAUUGAACAUAGAUGUACAAAUGUGGCUCUUUAUCCCUUUACAUCUUUCUCUCCAUUGAGCCUACCUGGUGGCACCAAUGAUCUUCUAAUGUAGUCCCCCAGUGGAAGUCCCAUUAAAUCCACUCCCAUUCCAGUUACUCAACCAACCUAUUGGUUCCUGAGAAGACAUUGCCACACUACAUGGAAUAUGAAAAAUUCAAUCUGGAAUGGAAACACAGAGAAUCUACAUCUCACAGGACUGAUGUUUUCCUUUAUUUGUGGUUCAUCAUUAUCAUAACAAUUAUGGAUGUAUAGGCCAUUUCAUCAAUACAAAAAGUGUUUGGAAUGAUAGCUAUGUAGUAAAUUAAUUUGUACCACAGAGGAUGAUGACAAUUAUCUGCUUCACGAGUGACCCAAAAUAUUUGGGGGAGAGGGAGGGAAAGGAGCAAAUCAGGUUAAAUACAUAAAGUGUUCAAAGUUGUCAUGUUAUUUCCACCCUUUCCCCUUUCAUCACUGGGUUAUCUCAAUCCACAGACUUUCUCUUUCUCUCAUCUCCUUCCUUUCCCCUCCCACCUCAUUCACUUGAUGAAAAAAAAAGUAAUAAAUAGUUAGCAGAGAGGUUCAUUUGCCAAUGCAGCUUGGAGACAGCAAGAAUGACUGAGUGGUGGAAGGAAUCAGUGAACAUUAGAAUAGCAAAUGGAUUUUAUAGGACUAAGUUGUAGGUUUAAAUUGGGAGUGGCACAAAGGGCCAGGAAAGCAUAGGAGGCACUGUGUGGUCAGUGGACAAAUAUUAAUGUGUUUGUGAGUUGAUGAAUUUUAAAACAAAUAUUGGAAAGCCAAAAAGGUUUGCCCUAGCUUUCAUAAAAUCUGACAUCAAAUGCCUGCAAGUCUUCAGGGGCAAUAUCCUUUCUGAAGUAAACCCCUUGUGUGUUUCACUUCUCAAUGUUUUAGAAAAAAUACAAUAAAAUCACCAUAAAGACAAAAUGCUUUCUAUUCAUUAAUUUGGUUGUUUUCUAUAUGAUGUUUCAUUUUAGACAUUUUUGUCAGGACCUCUGUUUCUACUGUGGAACCAAUGAGAGCUCACUCUGUAAGUUCUUAACCAAAUUGCUGAACAAUUAAAAUGGAGCAUAGCCUGAUUUGCGCAGUUAGUUGAUACACUUACUUUGCAUCUUUUUUUAAUUGUCAUUACAGAAGUAAAACAAAAUUCAGUUCAGGCUACAUUAGGAGUAUGAUACCAUACAGAGACAUCAGCAGCAAUGUAUUCACUGUCUAAAAUGCCCUGAUGUUUUAUGUCUUUUUGUGUUUUUAAAUUUUGCUUUUGAAAGAACUGAUGGAUUUGUAUAUUGUAAAUGUGGUGUUUUACAUGUCAAUUCAAAAAAUUUUAAGAGAAACCUGUUAAUUAUUAAAACAGACAAGGGUAGAUUUUCUUUGAUUCUUGCAUACAUUUUUUAUUGAUAGUUGUUCCUUGACAUCAUAUAAUUUUUAUGUUUUGACAAAAUAAAACUAUGUUGUAGUGGGUGUAGAGCAUUCUGGUUGAUAAUACUUAAAGAAAGACAGUCCUUUUCUGGUUUCCAUUUUUCUCAUCACAGAUUAGGUAUUUGUAUAUUGGAGCAUUGUAUAUUAAGUUUAUAACUAAAAAUUUGAUUUUCUCACGAUUCCAAAAUACUUGCGAAAUGUAAAAGAUUUCAUCAUCAUUGUUAUUCCUUUUUUUUUGGGGGGGGACAUCAAGAAAAUUCAGAAAAUAAUUCUGAAGUAUUAUGGGUGUAUAUAUUAAAGACAACCCUUUUUUUUUAAAGUACACUAAAUAAGCUAUUGAGUGGAAAGGUUGCAAAAGAGGUAUGGUCCUAAGAGAGUGGUAUGUUCCCCUAGGUCCAGUGGGGAGAGAAACUCCCACUAACAUAGUUAGGUGGAGGAAAACAGAGUUAAAGGAUGGUAGUGAAGACAGGGAACAUGUUUCUACUUCAACAGGAUCAUCUAGCAACUUUGUGAAUGGAUGGAGCCCUCAGAUCAUAUUUCAUUUCUUCCCUGAGCUGCUUGGCUAUGUGAAAGGUGGGGCACUGCCACAAAGUGGUCUUAGGGAGCUGAUUCUUCACCCUUAUCCUAAGGGUUUCCAAAGAUUCCUUCUUCACCUGUGUGAUAGCGUGACCCUGAAACCUACUUCUUUUCCUUCAACCUACUCUUAGGUAGAGAACAGAGCUUACAGAGAAUUAGUAUUAAACACCCCCUAAGAGAAAGGAAUAGUCCCUGUAAUCAGAACCCCUGGCAUGUAAGUCAUACAAUUAAUGCUAAAUCAUAUAAAGUCUUUAUGCUGACAAUGUCUGUAAUCAAAUAAUGAAAAAAGAGAGUUGUUAAGUGAACACACCAUCCAGGGUUGAAGGCAUUCAGCAAAAAGCCGUAGUGGGUCUUUGAUCAUGGUUAGAUGCAUAGUGAUAUCAAACAGUUGGUUUUCAUGUAACAGCUAAAUGUUUCAGAUUUUGUUUUUUAUUAAAUUUGGCAGUUUCACACUGAGAUCUGUAUUCCUAGUGAAUAAAAGACAGCUACUACAUUAGCAAGGGUUCCAUUUUCACAACUGCAGGGAAGUUGGAGAUUUUUCAGAAAUGUGGGCCACCAAAAAAAAAAUGUACUCCUUUCACAGUGUUCUCCUAUUUCUGAACUGUGCAGUUAUCGAUUAAAUUUUCUAACAGAUAUUUGUGUAAGGUGUAUGUAUGCUUGUGCAAUUAUGAAAAACAGUUUUGGAAAACCGUGUAUUUAUUUUAAAAAAAUCACUUAUGGGGCAUGUACAAAAUUGUAAAAAAGAAAAAAAACACAUUCAAUUUGCCCAGUAAAGUUGUUUUUUGUGAAAUUUCUGUGUUGUUGAAUAAAGGACUUUAGUAUUCAA